This is a messenger RNA of Paramecium pentaurelia, 323 nucleotides long. The record is from the annotation of a GenBank genome assembly. NCBI's taxonomy places the organism in Eukaryota, Ciliophora, Oligohymenophorea, Peniculida, Parameciidae.
UAAUGGGCUGCAUUGCAUAAAAAGUUAGAUCUUAACCAAGAGAUUAAGGUAGAACAACUUAUCCGAAUAGUCAAUCAUAGAAUCAAUUAAAUUAAUAAAGCAAAAUAUUAGAAACUGAGCCAUAGGCUGGUAGAGUUAAUAGUGAAAUAAACGUUCCUCAUUCUCCAUAGAUAGGAAGGAGAUUAAAACAUAUGGUAAGUAGUGAUGAACUUCAAAAAUAUAUAACUAAGAGGUAGAGUAUUACUUAAAGUCCAUUUAAAUUUAUUAAGAAUUCCCCAGAAUAAAGGAGAAAGUUAUCAUUAAUGAAUAGCCCUAAAUUGUGA